Molecule: messenger RNA, 1293 nt
Organism: Trichoderma virens Gv29-8
Lineage: Eukaryota; Fungi; Ascomycota; Sordariomycetes; Hypocreales; Hypocreaceae
Exons: 3
Coding region: 1-1293 (430 amino acids)
Biological process (GO): regulation of transcription by RNA polymerase II
Molecular function (GO): zinc ion binding; DNA-binding transcription activator activity, RNA polymerase II-specific
Source: RefSeq, a predicted model, not a curated record
AUGCCUUCAGACGGAAAUUUUGGUGUGUUUGCACUCUCAAAGACUAGCGAGAACCCGAUUUUUGCAACCCCACAGGUGGAUGGCCUUGGUCGAGAACCGCGGCAGCGGAAACGACACGCAAAGUCUCGCGCAGGAUGCUUGUCAUGUAAAUCUUCUAGAGUCAAGUGCGAUGAGGUCCGGCCUUCCUGCGCGAGGUGCUCUGCCAGGAAUAUACCGUGCCAAUAUGAGUUUGGCAUUAUGGCUAUGUUGCCAAAGUUCUCACGGCAACAAAUCAACAGUCAAAGACUCGGUGUGGGCUCCGUUCCCAAGACACUCGGACUCGGUCUCGAUUUAUCCAGUCUACAGCUCAUGUAUCAUUUUGACCACUGCACAGCGCCAACUCUUGCUUUCGGCAGUUUGAACGAAGUUGUCAUGCACGCCAUCUUAAUGAUCUCGGCAUCUCAUCAGCGAAGCCUUUGGCCCGACAACGCUGAACAUAAUAAGUCAUUGGCAUAUCAUCUGGAUCUUACCCUCUCUGGGUUCAGAGACCUUUUAUCGCAAGGCACAGACGGUUUCAAUCAUGAUAUUAUUAUCGCUUGCGCCAUGCUUCUCGUGCACUAUGCUUGGUCCAUGCCAUUCUUUGCAUACGGAGAUGAGAAGAUCCAUUUGGAAGGCGAACCCGACAGACUACUCAAGUUUGCGGCUGGUCUUAAGACGGUCAUGAAGACUAUGAAGGAAGACAAGAGGUACACAAGCGGUAUCUUCAAGGCUCCUAUGUCUUAUGACAGUAUCGAUGAGUUUCAGCAAUUUGAAGCAUCGCUUGGGGACACAUUUGUUUUUGACGAUGUGUUCUUCAGCGCACGAACAAUGGCUUUGAGUGGCAUGGAUGGAUGCUGUAUAGGGGGUGAAAGCUUCAACGCCUGCGACCGACUGACUCCGCUUCUCAGAACCAUGCAUGCCGUAUCCAAGGGCAGGGUUAUCCACCAUUUGCUACCUCAGAUACAGGUGUACACUCUUUUCUGGCCUGCUAAAGCAUCCAAGGAUUUUGAAGAAGACGUUGCGGAAAACCAGACCGAGGCUCUAGUCAUCAUGCUCUGCUUUUACGCAACUGCUUGGCGGCUUCUAUCAGAAGACGUCUGGUGGGCAAAAACUCGCACAAAAGUCAUGUGUGAAUCUAUAUAUGAAUACUUGGAUAAAAAUAGAGAUCCAAAAUGGGAGGCAGACAUUGAGAACAUCCGCCGCUAUUUUGGAUUCUCGCCGAAUGGUAAUGGUGGGUGGGCAAUCGGAAGUCCGGGAGCUCAUUUCUCUGAGUAG